CCUUGAUGGAAGGCUGUGGGUGACGCCCUACUUUUCUUCCGGAACAGGAAAUUAACCAGAAUCGCUUUGUUUCACAGCUUUGUACAGCGCCCGAGUGAAGAUUAGGGACAGACUACGCUUGUUUUUGAAAGGUCGAUUUAGUCCGUAUUUCGAGGCAAACAUGUCUGUGUCGAAUCUCUUGAGCAUGAAGAAAAUUGUCCAGCAACUCCGGUUUGAAGCCAGCAUCAACAGGGUGAAGGUUUCGCUAGCGGCGGCCGAGCUUCAGCAGUUCUGCAUGCAGAACGCCACGCAGGACCCCCUGCUGACCGGCCUCUCCUCCAACACCAACCCCUUCCGCCCGCAGAAGGUCUGCACCUUCCUCUGAUCUGAUCCACACCACUCCACAGGAACUCCUUCAAUGGCAAAACGGACAGCUUUGGAGAGAGAACAAGAUGACGUUUUCCGAUGACCAGCCACCAUGACGAGGAGGAAACUGGGGCCUAUACGAAGAAGCUGGUUCAGGAGUAAACCAAGUUAAGUUAAGAGGUAAAUCAUCUAAUAGAAGAGCCUGCAGUCCUCAGAACUCCAGGCUCUUCUAUUUGAUGAUUUACCUCUUAACUUAACCUGGUUUACUCCUGAACCAGCUUUUGUAGUAUAGGACCCUGGACAAGUAGACAAGAAGACACAGACAUUCCUGGCAGCCACAAAGCUGAAAACUACUCAGAGGUUUUCAUUUCUACCUGCGGGGGAGUAUUCCAAGAACCUGGUUAAGUUAGUAGAAAUCCCGGUUAAAUUAACCUUGUGGUAGUGGUAAAUCGCCUAAUAGAAGAGCCUGAAGUCACUAUUUGCUAAAGUAAAUGACACAUGUGGGCUAUCUAUUAGCAGAUUACCACUUCAUCUAGAGUGGAGUUAGCCAGGUUUAUCACUUAACCAUGUGUUUUGGAAUAGCCCUCUGAAGCCGUAACAUAACCAUUUCAAGACGACAAUAUUUCUGUAUCUCAGGGGCCUAUACUAAGAAGUUGUUUCAGGAGUAAACCAGGUUAAGUUAAGAGGUUAGUUUCUUAAAACAAUUACAGCUAUUAAGUUGAUUGUAAUAAUUAAGAGGUAAAUCAUGCAAUAGAAGAUGACCCCUCACAGAAGAGCCUCUUCUAUUAGAUGAUUUACCUCUUUACUUAACCUGGUUUACUCCUGAACCAGCUUCUUAGUAUAGGCCCCUCAGGUGUUAAAUUAGCAUUUCAAAUAGUUGUAUUAUCGGGUUAAUUUGUGUUGUCACCUCUGCUGCCUUGAGAAUGACCGAUACACCGGCGGAGGAAAUACCUUGUUACAUGUUAGAGAUACACAAUGUGGACAUAGUUUGUUUUUGGUGCCUGUUUUUGCACUGUUCACGUUUUUAUUAACAAAUAAAUUUUCUUGUUAUUGUUAGCAAA
Molecule: messenger RNA, 1406 nt
Organism: Engraulis encrasicolus (European anchovy)
Lineage: Eukaryota; Metazoa; Chordata; Actinopteri; Clupeiformes; Engraulidae
Product: guanine nucleotide-binding protein G(I)/G(S)/G(O) subunit gamma-5-like
Exons: 3
Coding region: 161-364 (67 amino acids)
Biological process (GO): G protein-coupled receptor signaling pathway
Cellular component (GO): heterotrimeric G-protein complex
Molecular function (GO): G-protein beta-subunit binding
Source: RefSeq, a predicted model, not a curated record